GGGAAGCAUGAACCAAUAAAAUAUUUGGUAAGUAUGUUACUAAUAAAUGUGACAGCACCUCAACCGGAAGUAUCAGGCGAUCAUUCAAUGCAGCUCCAUCAAACUACUUCUCCUCUACCAUUCACUGUUUCACAUUUCCAAGCCCAUUCAUUCAAUCACAACAUCUGUUUUCCCAUCUGUCCUGCAAUCAUGCUCUGUUCUUCUCUCUGUAUGGAGUUCCUCCUCCUGGUUUUCCACCAUUAAAUGACUCGGGCACUGUAUUAUGCUCUGCAUUUUGAUAUGAGUUCAGCUCCACAGAAAUCCCAUGACUGGGAUGCGUCUGGCUCACCUGUGUUAUAUGAGUUCGGAUGGGGAGCAGCUCCUCCUCCAGUAGUGGGAUUCGAACCAGGACCAAAAAACAGAGUCGCCACCUUAAGCCCAGCCCUUAUAGCCAUGAUUGCAGUUCUAGGCAGUGCUCUGCUAAUAGUAAGCUACUACAAAUUCGUCUACAAGUACUGCAAAUCAUGUCCAAGGCGUCGUGGGUUCGAAUCCCCGGAGCUGGAUGAUGGAGGAAUGCUGUUUCAGGACCCAGAGGCCUGGCAAAUCUUCAAUGGCAGUUAUGGUCUGGAUGAAGCUGUGAUAAAGUCCAUUCCCCUGUUCAUUUUCAGAAAGGGGGGAGAUGAAGACAAGUUUUGGGAUGGUGGUCUUGAAUGCUCUGUUUGUUUGUUGGAGUUCAAAGAGAGAGAAGCUCUGAGAGUUCUUCCCAAAUGCAGCCAUGCUUUUCAUGUUAACUGUAUUGAUGUCUGGCUGCGGUCCCAUGCAAAUUGUCCGCUUUGCAGAGCAAACAUAGUAGUGAAUUGGAAUAACAACAGUAGUCAUGUUGGAAGUUGCCCUUUUGUUCCUGCCAUGGCGGCCAGAGUACGUCCCAAUCUGGAGUAUGGCAUUGCCGGUGUCGUACAUGACAGCUUCAGAUCUGAGGAGCAAAACAACAAUGCUAUCAGUAGGAAUAGUGAUGGGCAGAGGAAUGCGACACGGGGGGGAUUCACUGAUGUGCAAUCCACCACAGAUCACGAAGCUCGUCCUGAGGAAACUUUUGAGGAUUUGGGUGCUGAAAAUUUUGCUUUUAGUAAGCUUGAGGAUUUGGGUGCUGAAAAUCUUGCUUUCAGUACUUUUAGUAAGCUUGAGGAUUUGGGGGCUGAAAAUCUUGCUUUUAGUACUUUUAGUAAGCUUGAGGAUUUGGGUGCUGAAAAUCUUGCUUUCAGUAAGCCUGUUUUGACAAGAUCUUAUUCAUUUGGGUGCUCUGGUAAUGAGCAUUACAGUGGGAAUGCAGAGGCUUCUUUUGAGUCCUUAUUGAUGACAGAAACCUCUGCUUCUGCUUCUUCACCAUGGAAGAGGGCAUUCAAGAAAUUUAAUUCAAAGGGAAGUGGGCUUUUCUCCUUAAGGUCUCCUUUUUUUCACAGAACCAGAGGAGGCUCUGCCUCUGCCUCUGCCUCUGCCUCUGCCUCUGCCUCUGCUUCUGCUUCUGCCUCUGCUUCCAUUUUUUCUUCAAUGAUCAUGUCCCCUGCAAGAGAUUACAGUCACAGGCGUUAUAGGAGGGAUUUCAGGCAUGGAGGAGGAAGCAUAAGUAGAAUUAGAGGCGGCAGCUUGAGCCCUCCAAUUUUGAGAGUUCAUCAACAGUCAGGCAGAGCACAGUCCAUGACCAGUCCCUUGUUUGUUAAAAGAUCAAGUUUUUCUGUGUUCACACCAAGCAGACUGAGAUCAGGAGAUCCAGAGGCCCUGCUAUCACCUGAUAGAUUCAGCAAUCAGCCUUAACAAGGACCUGCGAUCACUGGUUUUGUCUUCAACCAAGCCCAUGGCUCUGGUAAUCUUCAAGUAUUAUGUUAAUUCACCGUCUGAUCAGAUUACACAUCCUCUGAACAUCUGAAUCGCAAUAUACAGAGAGCUGUAAGAGUGUUGCAGAGACAUGCACAUGGAUAUUCACUGCAAUUUGGGUAGGUGUGGUGGAGGUUGAAUUGAUCUUGCACUUUCUCUCUGCGAUAGUAAUUAAUGCAUGGUAAAUGUGGCGGUGGAAGAUUGUGGACAUGCAACUACUCGAGGGACCGCAUUAAAUGAAUAAGAUGGUCAUUAAUUGUUGGGAGCAUUAAAUAUGGGUGAUCGGAUUUAUAACUUCUGACGUGCUUUACAAUCAAUCGAUACUGUGAACGGGCUGCGCCUGAUUCCUUUUGCGUUUCACGAUUCUUCACCAUACAAGUCAUGUUUUUGGCACUAAUUUUUUAAUAUAUGAAAUCCUUGACUUAGUCGAGGAUUAUCUUAA
This is a messenger RNA of Cryptomeria japonica (Japanese cedar), 2293 nucleotides long. Its product is annotated as RING-H2 finger protein ATL65. Gene Ontology annotation, biological process: protein ubiquitination. The coding region runs from base 244 to 1791 and encodes 515 amino acids. NCBI's taxonomy places the organism in Eukaryota, Viridiplantae, Streptophyta, Pinopsida, Cupressales, Cupressaceae. Gene Ontology annotation, molecular function: transferase activity. The transcript is spliced from 2 exons. The record is from RefSeq and is a predicted model, not a curated record.